CAGCAGUCGGUAUUUGUCGUUGGAGAGAAAUUGGGCAGGAAAAUUAUUAACGCCGCCGGUCAGGGCCUGCAGCAGACACCAUCAAGUAAAAUUAUCAAAAUUCUUUGGCUACAUAAUGUAUCGACUAGCAGUUAUAGAACAGUGCAAGUGUGCAGUGCAGCGCACUCUGCCACCCACAGGCAACAGACACUACAGCAACAACAGAAGUCACGGCGGCAAUGGACAACACCAACAACAACAACAACGGCAAAGGAGUAGUCUGCCCCCACCACCUCAUCUACGCGAAGCUGGCUUUGGCAAAGUGAUGCUCCUGCUGACACCACUGGCUGCAGUCGGCGGCGUUAUUACCUAUGCCAAGUACGACAAAGGUUUCCGCCAAAUGGUUGAGAAGAAUGUGCCUGGCGCCGAAUCGAUCAUUAAAGUAACUCUCAGGGAGGAGCCACCGUUCCAGGAUUUAACCAAAAGUGUCAACGAACAAUACGACAAAGUAAAAUCGACUUUCAACAACGUAUCCGAUUCGGUUAACUCAGUUACUAGCAAAGUAACCGGCUUCUUUGGUGGAAACAGUGCACCGGAAGUGCCACCCACUCCAAUUAAACACAUCGACCAGAAGAAGCAACGCUCCGAGUCGGAAUCGGCCAAGCCAAAAACAACUGCCCCAAUUGCAAAGAGUGAGCCCCAAGUGGCCGUCAUCCCGGUGCCCGCUCCAGCAGCGGCUCCAAAGCCAUCGGCGCCCAAGGUGAGUCCUCUACCUCAAGAAGUCGUGGAACUGGAGAAGGCCAUUGAAUUGUCGGCCCAGCUGGCUGUCAAGGAAUAUAACACGGCCAUUGGGGUGCUGAAGAAGUUUAAUGAGGAUGUGCGACAUGUUGUGGACAAGGCUGUAGAACAUGGCGAAAACUCGCUCUGGCGUACACUGAAAAAUCGUGCUGGUGCACGAGACACGGCCGUAUCGACGGCUGAACGUGCAGCUCGCGAGGCACAGGAUAAGAUUGAUCGCUGUGAACUUGCCUUGAGCAAAGCAGUCACAUCCGAGAACCAGGAGAAGGUGGAGCAGGUGCGUAACAAGAUUAAGAAGCUCGUCGAGCACAUUAGUCAAGUCAAGGAUGAGCUCUACAGACAUAAGGAUACGGCGAGCGUCUCUGAUAAAUAUUGGCGCAGUGUGGAACAAGCACGCAACUAUUUCAUCGAUGAGAUCGAGUCCAUCUUUCCUGGCCUCAAUCUCUCCGAUAAGAAAUUGAAUAUAUCCAAGGAGGAUUUGGAUUUAUUCAUUCUGCACGCCUACUCCCACGUGGUGGCCUACCAAAAGGAGCUGCAGCGCCUGCAAACCGAUGGUGAACUGCGUCUCAAGCGUGCCAUUGACUCCCUAAAGGGUGACAAUAGCUCCAGCGCUCUGCGUGCCCAGUUGGAGUAUCAUUUGGAGGCGGAGAAGCGCAAGCUGGCCGUUGAAAAUCAGAAAAAGAUAUUCCAAAUCCAUGCCGAUGCUGAUAAGCAGCUGCGUUUGCAGCUCAAGAAACAGGCCGAAGCGCACACGGAUCACAUCAAGGAUAUUGUGGCUCAACGUGAAACGGAUCUGACGCGCAGCUUCAAGCGUGAGUUGGACGACAAGUUGGCAGCCGAAAAGGCCAACUAUAAGCUUCAACUAGCUGCUAUGCUGGGCAAGCUACGCGGCAUGGAUACGGCUCUGGCUGAGCGAGCUGAAACGGAGCGUUCGGCUAACCAGGCGCAAGCCUUGUGGGCUGCUUGCCAGGCUCUCUGGGCUUCGGUGCGCACUGCCACGCCCGGCGUGCACUACAAGGAGAAGCUGCGACCUCUGAAGAACGAGAUCAAUGCAAUUGCCAAGGUCGCUGAGGGUGAUGAACUGGUGACUGCAGUCUUGAAAAAUAUGCCCAAGGAGGCACAGGAACGUGGUGUGUUCCCAGAGGAUGCGCUGCGUGAACGUUUUCUGAACGUGGAGCGCAUUGCACGGCGCUUGGCGCUGGUGCCGGAAAAUGGAGGCAGCCUUCCUAUUUACUUCCUCUCAUUUCUGCAGUCAUUGUUUAUCGUGCGACCGGAUAAUCCCAUUUCCAGAGAUGAGCUUGACAACAAGCCCUUUGACUAUAAUAAAUUGGAUACCUACGACAUUUUAAAUAGAGCUAGGUAUCAUGUGGAUCGUGGUGACUUUUUGCAGGCGCUUAAAUACUUAAACUUGUUGGAAGGUGCGUCACGAGAAGUUGCCAGCGAUUGGAUGAAGGAGACCCGCCUCAUGUUGGAGACACAACAGGCGGCUAAUACACUGAUGGCUCAUGCCGCAGCAAGCGGUUUGUUGUAUUUGUAGAUUAUGUUUUCCUACACGUCAUCCUUUUAGUUUGCAAAUGAUUUAUUGUAAUUUCACUUAAAUGAAAAGUAUAUCAAACAACAAA
This is a messenger RNA of Drosophila innubila, 2399 nucleotides long. RefSeq names its product MICOS complex subunit Mic60. The transcript has 8 exons. Gene Ontology annotation, cellular component: MICOS complex. The coding region runs from base 116 to 2314 and encodes 732 amino acids. Lineage: Eukaryota; Metazoa; Arthropoda; Insecta; Diptera; Drosophilidae. The record is from RefSeq and is a predicted model, not a curated record. Gene Ontology annotation, biological process: cristae formation.